Molecule: messenger RNA, 336 nt
Organism: Striga hermonthica
Lineage: Eukaryota; Viridiplantae; Streptophyta; Magnoliopsida; Lamiales; Orobanchaceae
Source: the annotation of a GenBank genome assembly
AUGGGGAAGAAGAGAGGCGAAGAAAGCCCUAACCCGAGCGAGCUGAAGGAAGGACACAAUUUACUCGGCGCACCGACUUUCGAGCAGCUGGAGAAUGGCCGGCUCAAGUGCGUGGAGACCGGCCACGAGCUGCCGCCUCACGCCAGAGACUCCUACGCCGACUCUAAGCACUGCCGGCUGGGGCUCAUCGACGCCGCCCUCGCUCGGAACAAGCCACCCCUCAACAUGUUCAAGCAAGACCCGGCCGCCCGCAAAGGUUUGUGCAUUGUGGAGAAAGAAAAUCAUAGACCAAAUUCAAGAAUACACCUUUACCUAGAGAACCCCUCCGAAAUCUAA